GAAGGGACAGAUCCUAGAGCGAGCUGGAGCAUCUUUGGUGGAAGGGACAGAUCCUAGAGCGAGCUGGAGCAUCUUUGGUGGAAGGGACAGAGGUGAAAGAUGCAAGCCUUUCUAAAAGGAGCUGGUGCUAUCGGCACGAAAGCAACAAGAGAAAAAACCGCAGCAGGAACUAGUGGCGAGAACAAGAAGCAAAAACCUAUUCCCUGGGUGGAGAAAUAUCGACCAAAGUGUGUGGCUGAAAUUGCGUUUCAGGAAGAAGUUGUGGCUGUACUAAAGAAGGCCAUUGAAGGAGCUGACCUUCCCAACCUGCUUUUUUACGGACCCCCUGGGACAGGGAAAACCUCUACAAUAUUGGCUGCAGCAAGAGAACUCUUUGGACCUGAGCUGUACCGCAAGAGAGUUCUCGAGCUUAAUGCUUCUGAUGAACGUGGUAUCCAAGUUGUGCGGGAAAAGGUGAAAAACUUUGCAAAGUUGGUGGUAGCAGGAUCUCGUUCAGAUGGGAGACCUGCUCCUCCAUUUAAGAUCAUCAUCCUGGAUGAAGCAGACUCCAUGACAAAUGCUGCACAGGCUGCCCUUCGCCGCACAAUGGAGAGGGAGUCAAAAACCACACGCUUUUGUCUCAUCUGCAAUUAUAUCAGUAGGAUAAUUGAGCCAUUGACGUCUCGCUGCUCCAAAUUCCGGUUUAAACCUUUGACAGACCGCAUACAGGAAGAAAGGUUGCGGGACAUCUGUGAGAAAGAGAAUGUGCAAUGUAAUAAUGAAACAAUCAAUAUGCUCAUCGAUGUAUCAGAAGGAGACUUAAGAAAAGCGAUAACUUACCUGCAAUGUGCAGCAAGACUUACUGGAGGAAAAGACAUAACAGAGCAAGUCAUCGUUGAAAUUUCUGGAGCUGUACCAUCUGAUUUGAUUGAUGGUCUUUUGGCUGCUUGUCACAGUAGUUCAUUUGAGAAGCUGGAAAUCGUGGUAAAGAAUAUGAUUAAUGAAGUUAUAUGCUUUCAACGUCAGUGGUUCCAUACCCUACAAGUCCUUACCCAACCAUAUUGUGGGACUUCAUCAUGAGAACUGCAAGUAGUUCACCAGAGCUAAAUGGGUAAGAUUUAGAGGGAUACAAGCCAAAUUGGAGAGGGCCUGUAUAACUUAGUCCUUCUCAAGGCCAUCUUGAGUGGAUGAUGCUUACUUCUUGGAAAUAAAUGACUAUGGUCUGUGGACCAGGUAUAUUUGUGUUAUGUGUGCUUAAUGUUAAUUGGUCAGCUCUUUUUUUUGCCCUUUGGAUAAAGCAUUGUCUCUAACAUUGACCUAAAUUACAUAGAAAAUAGGUGCAGGAGUAGGCCAUUCGGCC
This is a messenger RNA of Amblyraja radiata (thorny skate), 1339 nucleotides long. It is a transcript of the gene rfc4, whose product is annotated as replication factor C (activator 1) 4. Bases 100 to 1059 code for a protein of 319 amino acids. The record is from RefSeq and is a predicted model, not a curated record. Gene Ontology annotation, biological process: DNA repair; DNA-templated DNA replication. Gene Ontology annotation, cellular component: DNA replication factor C complex; nucleus. Gene Ontology annotation, molecular function: DNA clamp loader activity; ATP binding; ATP hydrolysis activity. The transcript has 10 exons. Lineage: Eukaryota; Metazoa; Chordata; Chondrichthyes; Rajiformes; Rajidae.